This is a messenger RNA of Phaeoacremonium minimum UCRPA7, 1428 nucleotides long. Its product is annotated as putative maltose permease protein. The coding region runs from base 1 to 1428 and encodes 475 amino acids. Gene Ontology annotation, biological process: carbohydrate transport; transmembrane transport. The transcript is spliced from 6 exons. Gene Ontology annotation, cellular component: membrane. NCBI's taxonomy places the organism in Eukaryota, Fungi, Ascomycota, Sordariomycetes, Togniniales, Togniniaceae. Gene Ontology annotation, molecular function: carbohydrate:proton symporter activity. The record is from RefSeq and is a predicted model, not a curated record.
AUGUUCUUCAUCUGCAUCAUGUGGGGAUUUGACGGCCUCGCCGGCGGCGUAGUUGUCUCCAUCGCGGAAUUCCGACAAGACUACGGUACUGCUUACGAUGGGGACUAUGUCGUCGAUGCAAAUUGGCAAUUAGGCUUCCAGGCUGCAACUCUCUUUGGUCUGAUUUUUGGUGGAUUCGUAGCUGGAGUUCUCAUAGAUCGAUUCGGCCGUCAGCCCGUUAUAUUUGGCGCGUACCUAGUGUCUAUCGGUGGUGUUUUCCUACAAGUGUUUAGCAAGGAUCUUGCGCAGUUUUUUGGAGGCAAGAUUCUCACUGGUAUCCCGCUAGGCGUCUUCACAACAGCAGCUCCUCCGUACGCUUCGGAAAUGGCCCCGCUAGCUAUUCGUGGUUCGAUCACAGCCGGUAUGAACUUCGCGAUCGUGGUGGGCCAGCUGAUUGGCUACGGAGUCAUGCGACAGUCUAGCUACUAUGGCGAUGCUCGUGCUUACAAAGUCUUGUUCGCAACCCAGUGGGGGUUUGCCGUCGUCGGUCUUGCUAUAUUGCCGUUCUUCCCAGAAUCUCCAUACUGGCUCAUUGCACACAAGCGACUUGACAAGGCCCGCAAGAACCUCGAGAAACUUCAUAGCCCCGACUACGAUUUUGACGGCCAGGUUGCCGAGAUACAAGACUCCCUCAGCCUCCAAACACAACACAGCGAAUCCCAAGGUGGACUUCUUGAAUGCUUUGGGAAGGUCUCCUGGAAGAGGACUCUGGUUGCAACGAGCAUGUUCUUCAUUCAAAACGCUUGUGGCUCGGUAUGGGUGAUUGGUUAUAUGAGCUACUACUUUCAGCUCGCAGGCAUGAGUGCUUCGAAAUCUUUCGACACCACUGUCGGUCUCUGUGGAGUUAUGGUCGUAGGCAACAUGUGUGGAUGGUUCUUCGUCGACUGGUUCGGGCGACGAGCAACAGCAUUAUACGGGUGCAUAGCAUUGACAAUUACUCUUUUCCUGAUCGGCAUCUUGUCCGUGAUCAACGCCCCGGGUGCUAUUUGGGGACAAGUGGUCUUUAUGGCUGUCUGGUCUUUUGUUUAUCAAGGAACAAUUGGAGCUGUCGCCUGGCCUAUCGCGGCUGAAGCCCCUACAUCGAGGCUUCGUGCACCCACCCAGGCCUUGGCAACCAUGAUGAACGGUCUGUCCUCGUGCAUCUGGAGCGUGUCUCUUCCGUACGCCAUCAAUCCGGAUCAAGGCAACCUGGGAGGCAAGAUAGCCUUCAUUUUUGGAAGUGUCCUGGUUGCAGCCUCGAUUUUUAUCUUCUUCAUGAUUCCCGAGACAAAAGGCCGGACAUACAUUGAGAUUGACGAGCUUUGGGCCCGUGCAAUCAGCCCGAGAAAGUUCAAGCAGACCGAGUUGGUCGUGGUGCCGUCUGAGGAGCUAAAAGGGGCGACGGAUUAA